Messenger RNA from Dovyalis caffra, 3413 nucleotides. NCBI's taxonomy places the organism in Eukaryota, Viridiplantae, Streptophyta, Magnoliopsida, Malpighiales, Salicaceae. The record is from the annotation of a GenBank genome assembly.
AAAUUUCCUUGCGGCAUUCUCUUAACUUCUCUCAUAAUGUGGCUAGAAAGUACGGUGACAUUGAAAACCAAGAGAUUUCAAACAAGGAAGAAGGUCUUGCCAUGUUUAUCGACCCUAAUGCCGAUGGCAAAUUUGAUUGUUGCACGUCACUUGUGGCCGUGACCAUCAUACAAAAGAGGAAAUUACAGUGUCCAUCGUCCAUCCCUCUUGAAAAUGAUGAUUUGCUGACAACCUUCAAGGAGAGGAGAGGGAGUGAGUUGGACAAAGCUUAUUGGGCCAUGGGUUUUAAUAUUGGGAUAAUUAGUGAGGCCCAAUGUGGACCAGAGAACCAAAGUCAACGAUCCAGUGACCAAAUGGACUUCCAAAGAGACACGUCGUUGCCACCAGAGAAGGAGCCAUUUAGUGAUGAUUGGGCAGACACCAUCAACAAGGUAGUCCCUGCGGUGGUGGUUUUGCAAACAACUACGUGUCGUGCAUUUGAUACUGAGCUUCCUUCUUCUGCCUCUGCCACUGGGUUUGUUGUUGACAAGGGACGUGGUAUUAUACUUACUAACCGACAUGUCGUCAGCCCUGGCCCUGUUAAUGCCCAAGCUAUAUUUACAAGCAAUGAAGAAAUUCCAGUGCGUCCAAUAUACAAAGAUCCGGUCCAUGAUUUUGGGUUCUUUUCAUAUGACCCUGGUGCCAUAAAAUUUCUGAAUUAUGAGGAGAUUCCACUUGCCCCUGAGGCUGUUUCUGUUGGACUGGAAAUCAAAGUUAUUGGAAAUGAUAGUUCUGAGAAGGCAGCAUCUGGAACUAAGCCUGGCUCUAGUGGUUCCCCCAUAAUCGACAAGCAAGGUCGGGCAGUGGCCUUGAAUGCUGGGAGCAAUUCAUCAAGUUUGUCAGCCUUCUAUUUACCUUUAGAGAGAGUUGUUAGGGCAUUGAGACUUCUUCAAAAGUGCACAGAUGCUUAUUCAAAUAAAUGGGAGACAGUUUCUAUACCUCGUGGUACACUUCAGGUAACAUUUCGCCAUACAGGAUUUGGUGAGAUAUGCCGACUUGGUCUUCAAAGUGAAACAGAGCAGAGGGUACGGCAUGCAUCUCUACUAGGUGAAACUGGAAUGCUUGUUGUUGACUCUGUGGUGCCAGGUGGUCCAGCUUAUAACCAACUGGAGCCGGGGGAUGUGCUUGUUUGCGUGAAUGGGGAAGUAACUACUCAAUUUUUGAAUUUGGAGACAUUACUAGAUGACAAUGUUGACCAAAAGAUUGGGUUACAGAUAGAAAGGGGUGGCAUAUCAUUGAAUGUUAAUUUAACGGCCAGAAACUUUGGCUUCCAAUGUGGCCUUGUAUGUGUUGCAGAACCUGGGUAUAUGUUCCACAGAGCUGGAGUUCCUUGCAAUGCCAUCAUUAAGAAGUUUGCUGGUGUUGAGAUAUUACAACUCGAAGGACUAAUCUCAGUUUUCUCUAAGCUAUCUAAGGGUGCACGAGUGCCAUUGGAGUACAUAAGGCAUGAUGAUCGUUAUCGAACAAAGUCUGUGAUAGUCUGUAUUGAUCGCCAUGAAUGGUAUGGUGCUCCAAAGGUAUACACCCGGGAUGUUAGUUCUGGUUUAUGGACAGCGAGUUCUGCUAUUCAACCUAGGUUCCUGCAGCUGUCAUCUUGCAGUAGUGAUGUUGAACAAGGUCCAAAAGUUGAAUCAUUUUCAUUAUCUAGUGAAUCUACUGUGGUGAAAGUUAUGCAUCAAUCUAACGAACAGGAGUUGGCAAAUGGUGUUGUGAGGAGAGAAGCUAGUAAUGGACAUAUUUCUAUGGAAGCCCAUUCUGAGGAAGAAUAUGAUGCUAAGACUGAGUGCCGAGCACAGGGGCAUUUAUCUUCUAAGGAAAUUGUAGCUGCCAACUGUUCUACUCGUGAAAUUGGAGAAAUUAAAUUGAAGGACCCAAGUACCACAGAAAAAUCAGUUUUAAAGGGAUUUGAGGCUGCUACUUCAGCUGCUUCAUUGGUAGAAAGUGUCAUAGAGGCAGCUCUUGUUAUGCUUGAGAUUGAUGUGCCGCGAUCGUGCUUGCUUGAUGGUGUCAAUUCAGUGGAGUCUUCUGGGACUGGUGUCAUCGUUCAUCAUUCUCAAGGCAUGGGGUUGGUUGCAAUUGACAAGAACACAGUUGAAAUAUUUGCAUGUGAUGUGAUGCUAUCAUUUGCUGCAUUUCCUAUUCAAAUUCCUGGGGAGGUUGUGUUUGUUCAUCCUACUUACAACUUUGCUCUAGUUGCUUAUGACCCCGCUGCUCUUGGAGCUGGUGGUGCUUCAAUGGUUCAUGCUGCUGAACUACUUCCUGGUGCGUUGGAUUAUGGAGAUUCAGUGUAUCUUGUUGGAUUGAGUAAUAAUCUACGAGCACAGUCCAGGAAAUCCAUUGUAACAAACCCAUAUGUUGCGUUGAAUGUUCACCAAGUUGAUCGUCCACGGUAUGGAGCAACAAAUAUGGAAGUGAUUGAACUUGAUUCUGAUUUUGGCUGUGAAUUUACUGGUGUGCUGUGUGAUGAGUGUGGAAAGGUUCAGGCCCUGUGGGGGAGCUUUUCAAAGAAGGAUUAUCAAAUUGUUCGAGGUAUCCCGAUAUAUAUGAUCAGCCAAAUAGUUGACAGUAUUAUAUGUGGUGCAAAUGGGCCAUCUCUUCUCAUAAAUGGUGUCAAAAGGAAAAUGCCACUUAUUAGGACUUUGGAGGUUUCACUUUAUCCCAUAUUGCUUUCAGAGGCCCGAAAUUUUGGUCUCAGUGAUGAUUGGAUCCAAGUGCUUGGUGAGAAAGAUCCAAUUAGACGACAAGUUUUACGCAAUGAAGGUUGUUUUGCUGGAUCUAAAGCUGAAAAUUUAUUAAAACAAAAUGACAUGUUGUUGGCAGUAAACAAAGAGCCAGUUACUUGCUUCCGUGACAUAGAAAAUGCUUGUCAAGCAUUAGAGAAGUGUGGUGACAGUGAUGGGAAGCUUAAAAUAACCAUCUUUCGCCAGGGAUGUGAAGUUGAUCUUCUUGUUAGAACAAAUGUUAGGGAUGGAACUGGAACCACACGUGCAAUAAGUUGGUGUGGGUGCCUUGUUCAGGAUUCUCAUCCAGCAGUGCGUGCUCGUGGAUUUCUUCCAGAAGAAGGUUAUGGAGCAUAUGUGGCAAAGUGGUCCUAUGGAAGCCCUGCACAUAGAUAUCGUCUAUCUGCUGUUACAUGGAUUGCUCAAGUCAAUGGAAAACCAACUUCUGAUUUAGAUGCCUUUGUUAAUGUGGUAAAGGAAUUAGGACCCGAUGAGUGUGUACGUGUAAAGACCAUUGACCUGGAUGGGAAGCCACAAGUGCGAACCCUGAAGCAGGAUUUGCACUAUUGGCCUACGUGGGAGUUGAGAUUUGAUCCAGACACCGCAAUGUGGCGCAGGGAGACGAUUAAAGCAUUAGAUUGCAGUAAUGGAUGA